AUGUUGCAGCGCGAUAAUCCAAAACGACCACGUGAAGCGUCUUCGAAAAUGCCAGUAUCAAAAUUUAGGAAUGCGUUCGGGCAACAAAAAUUACAGGAAAAGAAGUUUGAUCCAAGAUUUGACGAACGUUGCGGAGAAUUCAAUGAAUACAUAUACCACAAUAAUUAUAGCUUUUUAAGUGAAAUACGGCAAAACGAAAAGAAAUUGUUAGUGGAUGAACUAAAAAAAGUAAAACAGAAGAAUACUCGACAAAAGGAUCGAUUGAAAGAGGCAAUUCGAAAAAUCGAUAAUCAAGAAAAGACGCAAGCGGAUGUGGAUCGUCGUAAAGCAGUGAUUCGUGAAAUUCGUCAUGAAAACAAUGAACGCAUGCGUCAAGGACUUCCACCAAUUUUCAGGACAAGAGGUUUGCGUAGAAAAAAUCUCCUUGCUUUAGGAUUUUUUGUCCAUUCCCUUGCUUUUUUAUGA
This is a messenger RNA of Gongylonema pulchrum, 465 nucleotides long. The record is from the annotation of a GenBank genome assembly. NCBI's taxonomy places the organism in Eukaryota, Metazoa, Nematoda, Chromadorea, Rhabditida, Gongylonematidae.